AUGAUGAACGAUGCGCCGCGCAACGCUGCAUUUGAGGCUGGGAUUCGCAGCGCCAUAUCCGCCGCUCGCCGGCCCGACGGGGCUUGCCGCGUCGUGGACCUUGGUUGCGGCGCGGGUCUGUUGUCGCUGUUGGCGCUUCGCGCAGGUGCCACAGAAGUGCUUGGAGUGGAUCACUCGCCACACCUGGCACGAUGUGCACGGCGGGUGUUGUCCCAGGAGGAGAAGGUAUCCGUGUUGUGUGGCGACAUUCGCAUGGUUUCCUUCGAGGAAGAGGACCGGUUUGAUGUGGUCGUGGCAGAGCUCCUGGAUGCUGGCGGCCUUGGUGAGAAGAUCGUUCCCUUCAUGCGCCAUGCGAAAAGCAGGCUGCUCCGGGAGGGCGGCCGCUUGGUGCCACGUGGCCUCCGCAUCCGCGCCUGCCUCCUGGAGGCCCGGCUGCCAAGCGCAAGUCCAAGCGGCAAAGCCGGCAAAGCCGGGGAGCCUGGGGAGCCUGGGGAGCCCGUGGAGCUCUCGGCUUUCGAGCCCUUUUGGUUGCCGGCACGAGCUGCUCGAAGCGAGUGGCUGGGUAUUGACCUGGAUGCUGGCUGCGAGUGGGUUGCGGCCUCGGAGGCGGUGGAAGUUUUUUCGCUGAACUUCCUGGGCUCCCAUGCGGACCUAAUCGAGGCGCUCCAGGAACGCGACCUCCGAUUUCCACUGUCCGGGCACCACAAAGUCAACGCUGUGGCCUGGUGGUUCGAAGCGGAUUUGGGAAGUGGCGAAGAAGGAGCCUGUGACCUCACCAGCGCCCCAAGCCGCUUCCGCCCCUCACAAUGCAGCGCCACACAUUGGGUCCAGGCCUUGGCAGGCAUCGGGCCCUACGACGUUCCGGACGGCGCCUCCGAGUUCAAACUUCGCAUUCGCACAGACGGGGUGACUUUGACCUGGACUCCUCUGGCAUUCGACAGCGCCACGGUGCCUGAUGCGCCUGAGCGCAGCGAAGAAGUCGCUGCCUGGAGCGCGAAGGUGGCCGAGGCUUCACGACAGCUCCAAGAUAUGGAGAACCGCUUGGACCGCGUUGGCGAUGUAGCCCGAGUGCAGGCGCUGCAGUCAGCGGCCCUUUCCCUGGCAGCGCAGCCGGGUCUCUUUGGACUAGAGGCAGGGCCGUGGCUGCACAACAGCUCUCGGCCAUCAGAGACCUCGUUGCUCCGUUGUGGUGGCAAGGCAACUCCUGAUGUGGUGGCCCGAUUGCUGAAAGGUGCCGACAGUAACGAAAGUCCACGCCUCAAGUGCUUGCUUUCAAGAGGGGUCUGGGGUUCGACGCUGGAGGCUGCCUGCCGCCAAUCUCCUUUCGACAUCUUUCGAAGCAGUACCACCCGCUGGGCUGAGGAGGAGGUGAAGUCCGAAGCUGGUGCCUGGCGCGAUGGGGUCUGCAAGUACCUCUCCAAGCCUUCGGCUCCCCUGGCAGGUGUUUUUCAUGUGGUGGAUGCCCGGGACUUCGCGCAGAAACUCAGCAUGGAGGUCCCAAGCCACUGCAGACCGGGUGAGGAGGUUCUGAUCAACCGGAGGCUGGAGAGCGUCCUGGCAUCCAAUACUCCAUGGCUUGCGGCUGAUGAUCGCCUCAUCCAGUCCGCGGCCCUAGGUGCCUGCCCAAGACGCUAUGUUCUGGUCGUCGCGGAUUGUGCGCAGCUGAGCCUCGGUGGAUCCCGAAGGUUCCUUCACCAAUUCUACGUGAUGCCGUUUGUUGCUCAACAGCGCCGAGCAUUUCUUCGAGAGAAACUGAUUCGUGAGGUGUCGGCCGCCGCAGCAGCAACAUCUGGCAGUUCUACGCCUGAAAUCAGUGUACUGCUAGCAGAUUCGGAGCAAUUCUACCACAGCUGGGAGUUCUGGAGGCUUUUCUGGUCUUGUUCGGUGGCCUCCGAGUGA
Molecule: messenger RNA, 1899 nt
Organism: Symbiodinium natans
Lineage: Eukaryota; Dinophyceae; Suessiales; Symbiodiniaceae
Source: the annotation of a GenBank genome assembly